AAUUUAAAAAAAGAGAAUACAAAAACACCUUCUUUUGUUGACUGACUCUAAUUUACAGACACUUGAACUUAAAAAGUUAAAGCCCAGCACCACGAACACCACUGCCGCCGCAGCUUUCCAGUAACAUUCAUAACCCUCUUUCUCACUUAAUAGGUGAUUAAUGGACUCCCAGCUUCUAUUACUUAACAAGACCAACGCUUUAAUCAAACCUCCACUAUUCAGUCUCUUUGCUUAUUCAAAACCCAGAAACAACCCAUCUUCCAAUUUCUCUUUAGGGUGUAAGUUGAAGAGAGUAAUGUGUGCAAUGAAGUCUUAUAGGUUAUCAGAACUUAGUAAUGCAGAGGUUGAAAGUUUGAAAGCUCGGCCUCGUAUUGAUUUCUCUUCCAUUUUUGGCAUUGUUAAUCCUAUUGUUGAUGAUGUUCGUCAAAGAGGCGAUGAUGCAGUUAAAGAUUAUACUGCAAAAUUUGACAAAGUCAAAUUGGACAAGAUUGUCGAGAAUGUUUCUGAGCUUCCUGAUCCGGAGCUUGAGGCCGCUGUUAGGGAAGCAUUUGAUGUGGCAUAUGACAACAUAUAUGUAUUUCAUCUUGCUCAAAAGUCCACUGAAAAAAGCGUUGAGAACAUGAAAGGUGUUAGAUGCAAACGUGUGGCUCGGAGCAUUGGUUCUGUCGGUCUUUAUGUACCAGGGGGAACUGCAGUUUUACCAUCCACAGCUCUGAUGCUUGCUGUUCCUGCACAAAUUGCUGGGUGUAAAACUGUUGUCCUUGCAACUCCUCCAUCUCAGGAUGGCAGCAUAUGCAAGGAGGUACUGUACUGUGCCAAGAAGGCUGGUGUCACUCACAUCCUUAAAGCUGGUGGAGCUCAGGCUAUAUCUGCCAUGGCUUGGGGGACAGAUUCUUGCCCCAAGGUUGAGAAGAUUUUUGGGCCAGGAAAUCAGUAUGUGACAGCUGCAAAAAUGAUUCUCCAAAACAGUGAAGCAAUGAUUUCGAUUGACAUGCCUGCUGGGCCUUCUGAAGUUUUAGUCAUUGCUGACAGUUAUGCUAGUCCUGUUCAUAUAGCUGCGGAUCUACUGUCCCAGGCUGAACAUGGCCCUGAUAGCCAGGUUGUUCUUGUAGUUGCCGGGGAUGGUGUGGAUAUGAAAGUCAUUGAAGUGGAAAUAAGUAAGCAACGUCAAAGCCUACCAAGGGGUGAAUAUGCUUCAAAAGCACUUAGCCACAGUUUCACCGUCUUUGCUCAUGACAUGGUUGAGGCUGUCUCCUUUUCAAACUUGUAUGCUCCUGAGCAUUUAAUCAUUAAUGUAAAAGAUGCGGAGAAGUGGGAGAACUUUAUUGAGAAUGCAGGUUCUGUGUUCUUGGGCCCGUGGACACCAGAGAGUGUUGGGGAUUAUGCCAGUGGGACAAACCAUGUCCUUCCAACAUAUGGAUAUGCACGGAUGUAUGGUGGGGUAUCCUUGGAUUCUUUCCAGAAAUACAUGACAGUGCAGUCUUUGACAGAGGAAGGUCUCAUGAAGCUUGGUCCAUAUGUGGCAACCAUGGCUGAAGUUGAAGGGCUGGACGCCCACAAGAGAGCUGUAACUCUUAGACUUCAGGAUAUUGAAGCCAGACAGGUUUCUAAUACGAGAUAGUGUUUUAAUUAGGCAACCACAUAUAUAUUCAUUUUUUUUUUGGGAUGACAUUUUUACCAUGCUUGAGUUUACCGAAAUUUCAAGUUGUAUCUCUAUAAAGUUUUGGCUUGUAACGUUACCUUUCCCAUUAAGUCAUAAAUGAAUCUCUCAUUUGCUUCA
Populus euphratica (Euphrates poplar) is the source of this 1780-nucleotide messenger RNA. Its product is annotated as histidinol dehydrogenase, chloroplastic-like. Gene Ontology annotation, cellular component: chloroplast stroma; cytoplasm; cytosol. The coding region runs from base 161 to 1621 and encodes 486 amino acids. Gene Ontology annotation, biological process: L-histidine biosynthetic process. The transcript is spliced from 15 exons. The record is from RefSeq and is a predicted model, not a curated record. Gene Ontology annotation, molecular function: histidinol dehydrogenase activity; metal ion binding; NAD binding. NCBI's taxonomy places the organism in Eukaryota, Viridiplantae, Streptophyta, Magnoliopsida, Malpighiales, Salicaceae.